AUGGGUUUCAAUGCCAUGAACGCGAUGAUCAACUCCACAGGCAACUACGGUUUCAUAGGAUUCCUGAACACCAUGGAGAACUUGUCGCUACUGGACGGGCGCUUCUACGAAUGGCUGGGAAUCCCUGCUGCGGCGACAGACCUGCGGGUCCCACUGGUCCCGCUGCCGCUGCGGAUGCUGGCGGCAGUGGCUGCGGGCCUCUACGUGAUUCUGUCGCUCUUGCCCCUGGCGCGUGCCAGCAAGGGCGCGGUGGAUUUGGCGGCGCUGCUGCCGCGGAGCCUUUGCCGCAGCCUGGAGAACCUGGAGAAGUGGCAGCACCCUUGGAAGCUGGUGAACUACCAAGGCAAGUUCUCGGGCAUGCAUGACUUCCGCUGGGAGCCCAUCUUAUCCGCGUCCUUGGACGGGGUCCACUGGCAGCAGAUUCGGUGGCGCUACAAGCUGAACCAGGGCCCACGUUACCAUGACUUGUAA
This is a messenger RNA of Effrenium voratum, 471 nucleotides long. The record is from the annotation of a GenBank genome assembly. NCBI's taxonomy places the organism in Eukaryota, Dinophyceae, Suessiales, Symbiodiniaceae.